CUUUGUUUGUUCCACAGCGCCAGGAGACGCCUCUUCUACCUUACGCUCUUUACCUUAGACGACUGUACGAUAUUUUGAACGUAAAUAUCUUCCGUUGAUCUAUUUCCAGUUGGUGCUGACCCUUGUUUUCCAAAAUGCUCUCCAAACUCUUAUUUGUUGUUCCUCUUGCUGCCCUCCUCCUCUCCCCCCUGACCUCAGCAACACUAGUCGACAAACGCUCCGUCGGCGCUCUCACCCCCCUCUCUUCAAAAACAAAAAUCUGCAACGUUCUUGAUUACGGCGCCGUGGCAGAUAAUAGCACAGACCUUGGGCCUGCUAUCAAAUCAGCGUUCUCAUCCUGCGCCAUCACGGGCGGCGCAACAAUCUACAUCCCUCCUGGAUCCUACUCCCUCAAAACUAGCGUCGUCCUAAAUAAAGGAUCGGCCUAUGCCCUCCAAAUCGACGGUCUCAUAAAUCUGACUUCAGACGGUUCCUUCUCCGGAAACGGAAUCGUAAUCGAGAACGCCUCAGACGUUGAAGUCUUCUCCUCCAACGCUCUCGGUGCCAUAAACGGACAAGGCUACAUCACGCGCCUGACAUCCUCUGGACAAAAUGCACGACUCUUCCGUUUCAUCUCCUGCACAUCAAUCUCGAUCCACGACCUCAUAUUCGUCGAUUCGCCCACUUUCCACUUAGUGUUUAACUCUGUGUCAAACAUGGAGGCGUAUCAUAUUACGAUAAGAGGACCGAAUAUGGGUGGCACGGAUGGGAUAGAUGUGGCCUGCGCAGAUAACUGUUAUUUACAUCACAUCACAGUCACGAAUCGCGACGAGUGCGUCUGCGUCAAGUCGCCGUCGCAAAACGUGCUUAUUGAAGACAUCUAUUGCAACCAGAGCGGAGGCAUGUCGAUUGGUUCGCUGACUGCAGAUGGGGUUACAAGCGAUACAGCCGCUGCGGUAUCAAAUAUCACGAUGCGAAAUAUUUAUAUUUAUCAAUGCACGCAGAUGCUUAUGAUUAAGACCUUCCCUGGUGGUACGGGAGCAACGGGAUAUGUUAAGGACUCAGUUUUUGAGAACUUUUGGGCUUAUGACACGACAUACGGGCUGGAUAUUGAUCAAUACUGGGAAUCACACAAAACCCCCAACACCGGCGCUGUCGCCCUCAGCAACUUGACAUUCAACAAUUGGACCGGCACAGUCGACAACGGCGUCUCACGGGGCCCCAUCGUAAUUCGGGGUUCGGACAUCGUGCCCCUUACCGACAUUACGCUCUCCAACUUCUCUAUGUGGACCGUCAACCAGAAGAAGAUACUCAACCAAUGCAAGAACGUGUACGGGACUGGUUGUUGCGCUGGUACUUCCACGGCGGGAGCAAGUCUCACGACGUUCACGACGACGGCCACAACGACGAGCCCGCCGGCGGGAUUUACGAGUCCGACGCGCCCGAUCUGGGGGGUGAGUGACUAUGGGACGGCGAUCCCGAUCCCGGUUUAUACGCCUGCUGUCUUUUGGAGUCCGGUGAGUAGUGGAGUGGCGAGUCCGAGCUCGACUUCUACAAAGACAGUGGUCAAGACUUCUUCGGUUUCGGCUCCAGCUUCCACGACGACGGGAGCAAGUAACUCGUCAAGCUAUGUGGUGGCGAAGAACUCAACUUCUCUAGCUGUUGCGGUAGUGACCACUACGAAGUCGACGCCGAUUGUAGGGGCGACUACGAACUCUUCAGCAAAGGUGGGGUCUUCUUCUAUUCCAGCAACAUCAAAAUUGACGUCAGUAGAAGUGGCUGGUUCCGAGACAAGCUCUGCGCCAAGCUCAACAGUAACAAACUCAGGUACGCUCAGCGAGUAUUACCAAUGCGGAGGCCAAGGCUGGACUGGAACUGGUACUUGCGAGUCUGGAACUACGUGCGUGGCACAGAACGAGUGGUAUUCGCAGUGUCUUGCCACGACAACCACCGGCGCGGAGAGCGAGUUGGACGAUGUUUCCGAGUCGCGAAUGUGAGGUGUUGUCUCUGGAUGCGGUAGCUCGGUCCACGGGCGUUCUUCUUCUUGUAUAUAUCAUUUCGGCUUCGCAUACUCGAAGAGAGAGUAGAUUUCUCAAAUUCGCCGACAUGUGAGAUUAUGAGAUAUCUCUCUGCUUCGGAGUUAUUUCUCGAUCAUUGCUGUUCACGUUACGUUCUGCUCCAAGGGACCUUCUCUCUCAUUCCUUAUUUCCAAAUUAUCAUAAUGCUC
Messenger RNA from Hyaloscypha bicolor E, 2206 nucleotides. RefSeq names its product carbohydrate-binding module family 1 protein. The transcript is spliced from 4 exons. The coding region runs from base 135 to 1976 and encodes 613 amino acids. NCBI's taxonomy places the organism in Eukaryota, Fungi, Ascomycota, Leotiomycetes, Helotiales, Hyaloscyphaceae. Gene Ontology annotation, cellular component: extracellular region. Gene Ontology annotation, molecular function: polygalacturonase activity; cellulose binding. The record is from RefSeq and is a predicted model, not a curated record. Gene Ontology annotation, biological process: carbohydrate metabolic process.